AUGGCAGUCAUCCAGCACCGCUACCGAGUCGUGAGCACGCUGGCCGUCACCCUCUACGGCGCCGUGCACGUCUGCCACGACCUUGCCGCCAUCGUCGACGGCGCAGACCCGGACGACGCCCUCGUCGUACUUAAGCAUGUCUCGCUGCACAGAGCCAUGGACACCAUCAACACGCCGCGUUUUGCACACGAGAAGUCCGUGGCCAACGCGCUGCGCCAGGCCGGCGGCCACCGCCACGUCGUGCGCUACCGGGAAGACUUCAUCACCGGCUCCGAUCUCUACUGCGUUCAGGAUCACUGCGCGGGCGGCCUGUACUCGCUCGUGAGUCUGGGCGAAGGCAAAGGCACGCGCCGACUGUCCUGCGCGAACGCCAUGUCCGUGUUGGCGCAGGUGGCGUCGGGCGUGGCGUUCCUGCACGCACUCGACAUCGCACACCGCGAUGUGUCGCUGGAGAACGUGUUUAUCAAGGACGGAGUGUGCCAAGUCGGCGACUUCGGUCUGUCAACUCGGCGACCUUACGGCUGCUGCGGUCGAGUGGGGAAGGCGUACUACAUGGCUCCGGAGGUGGCUGCGUGUGAGGAGUACGACGCGAAGGCGGCGGAUAUCUGGUCGCUGGGCGUGAUGCUCUUCAUCCUUUUGACCGGAUCCCCACUCGUAUCAAACGCAAUGACGGUGCUCAAGACCUUCAACUUGAUGGCGGUCCGCCCGUGA
Messenger RNA from Phytophthora sojae, 711 nucleotides. RefSeq lists its product as hypothetical. Gene Ontology annotation, molecular function: protein kinase activity; ATP binding. NCBI's taxonomy places the organism in Eukaryota, Oomycota, Peronosporomycetes, Peronosporales, Peronosporaceae. The transcript has 2 exons. The record is from RefSeq and is a predicted model, not a curated record. Gene Ontology annotation, biological process: protein phosphorylation. The coding region runs from base 1 to 711 and encodes 236 amino acids.